AUCAUGAUAUGGACAAGAGAAAUCCACCUGAAAACCAUAUUACUGUCACACAGACAGGUCAUUUGAUUGAUGAGCUUUUUUUCGGUCUUGACGCACCAUAUAUUUUAACAUGGGAUGGACGUAUACCCGAUUUUCGUUUACGAGUUAUUAUUCCAAAGAGAAAAGUUAAAACCAUGGUUGGCGAAAGUUGUCGAAAUGGUGCUGAUGAAAAUAAAGUAACAGGAGAUCGUGAAAAAAUGAUAAGAAUGAUGAAGGAUGUUAAAGAACGACUAGAAAGGGAAUUAGUCAAUUACAAAACCACAGACAUUAAUUAUGAGAUCAGAGAACAAUUUAACGACAUAGAUCUAUUCGCUAUUCAAUCAAUUGGUUACACCAAACUUGCCUUGUUUAUAUUUGAUUUGGUAGGCGGGAUAUUUUAUCGGUUACGAAAAUUCGCGGUUGUUUCUAUCCCCUUUUCACCAUCUCAAGCAGAAGAUGUGGAAAACUUUAUAUUUACUUUACUCAAGUUUCGGAUUAUUAAGAUUAAUGAAACUGUAAGAAAGUAUCGAAAAGAACUGUAUUCAAUUAUUAGUAACACAUCUGAAUAUCGCCAGAUGCUUCCAAAUUAUGUUACACCGCUUUCACCUCCACACGAUUGA
Messenger RNA from Cetraspora pellucida, 638 nucleotides. Lineage: Eukaryota; Fungi; Glomeromycota; Glomeromycetes; Diversisporales; Gigasporaceae. The record is from the annotation of a GenBank genome assembly.